Molecule: messenger RNA, 1362 nt
Organism: Lemur catta (Ring-tailed lemur)
Lineage: Eukaryota; Metazoa; Chordata; Mammalia; Primates; Lemuridae
Gene: PSMC3IP
Product: PSMC3 interacting protein
Exons: 8
Coding region: 75-764 (229 amino acids)
Biological process (GO): homologous chromosome pairing at meiosis; meiotic strand invasion involved in reciprocal meiotic recombination; meiotic joint molecule formation
Cellular component (GO): DNA recombinase auxiliary factor complex; condensed nuclear chromosome
Molecular function (GO): recombinase activator activity; double-stranded DNA binding
Source: RefSeq, a predicted model, not a curated record
GCCCCUCGGCCCCGGAAGGAGGCGUCACCCGGAGCAACCGCAACGACCGGCUGAGUUUGGCGGCGGGAAAAGCCAUGAGUAAAGGCCGGGCAGAAGCUGCGGCGGGAGCCGCCGGGAUCCUUCUGAGGUACCUGCAGGAGCAGAACCGGCCCUACAGCGCCCAGGACGUGUUCGGGAAUUUGCAGCGGGAACACGGACUGGGCAAAGCGGCGGUGGUGAAGGCGCUGGAACAGCUGGCCCAACAAGGCAAGAUCAAAGAGAAGAUGUAUGGCAAGCAGAAGAUCUACUUUGCCGAUCAGGAACAGUUUGAUAUGGUGAGUGAUGCUGACCUCCAAUGCUUGGAUGCCAAAAUCGUGGACCUCACUGCUAAGGGUGGAUCUACUGGGAAAGAUAGACUUCCCUCCUCAGGGGUAGCAAGUGACCCCCCGGAGGGGCAUAUGGUUUCAGAGCUGAAGGAGUUAGCUAGUGCCCUGACCACACCAGAAAUGCAGAAAGAGAUUGAAGAGUUAAAGAAGGAGUGUGCUGUAUACACAGAGAGAUUGAAGAAUAUCAAAGCAGCUACCAACCAUGUGACCCCAGAAGAGAAAGAGCAGGUAUACAAAGAGAGGCAGAAGUACUGUAAGGAAUGGAGGAAGCGGAAGAGGAUGGCAACAGAGCUGUCUGAUGCAAUCCUUGAAGGAUAUCCCAAGAGCAAGCAGCAGUUCUUUGAGGAAGUUGGGAUAGAGACAGAUGAAGAUUACAACGUCAAGCUCCCAGACCCCUGAGGCCCUCUGUUGGGACUGGGGCAUGGAAACAAAGAUGUUCUGGACUGGCUGCCUUGUUUAGGUUGGCUUUUGUUAUGGUUGUUAUUGUGCCUGCUGCUUUCCACCUUUGAACAGAACACUCAGGUAAACUGGAGUAUUGGGCGGAGGGAGUGUAGGCUGGUGGCCAAGAGUGGGUGAUCAUGCUCAUUUCAUUGUCCAUGUUGCACUGGUUUGCACUUAAGACUUAGACUUGGAACAGUGGCAAAGGAAAGCAUUUGGCAUUAUUUAUUGUAAUAUAAUUUGAUAUAAAAAUAUUUAAUUUCCUCUGGAUAGUCAAACCUCUCAGAUAUCAAACCUGAGGCAGGCAGAAAGGAACCUGAGGGAUGAGGGUACAGAGAAGCUGCUAUACACCAGCAUUUUGAGGAGCCCAGGGUUCACCCAGGACUCUCUUGGGCUUGUAACCCAGGAGACCAUUUGAGUAUCCUCCAUACCCCAAGUCCUGGGAGAAAUACAGGCAACACUGAGAGAUGAUAGAGGCCCAGUUAAUUUUCCAAAAUUAUAGUUUUAACAAAGUUGCAUUGUUGGUGUUUAGAAAAAUAAAAAAUUUGCAAAUAUGUAA